CGUUUCAAGUAUGUGGAUCACCCUCCUUAUUCCCCUGACCUUAAUCCUAUCGAAAACUGCUGGGCCUACUUGCGUAAACAGAUCUGGAAGCUACCUAAACGUGCAACAAACGAUAAACAACUCUUUGAAGUUGCUCAAAAGCUUUGGAAGGAGAUGCCACAGGAGGUCUUAGAUAACAGUAUUGAUAGCAUGAUGAAGCGGUUGAAGGAUGUCAGAAGGAACAACGGUGGGAGCACAAACUAUUGA
Molecule: messenger RNA, 246 nt
Organism: Tremella mesenterica DSM 1558
Lineage: Eukaryota; Fungi; Basidiomycota; Tremellomycetes; Tremellales; Tremellaceae
Exons: 1
Molecular function (GO): nucleic acid binding
Source: RefSeq, a predicted model, not a curated record